Trichoderma breve is the source of this 825-nucleotide messenger RNA. Its product is annotated as mitochondrial carrier protein domain-containing protein. Gene Ontology annotation, biological process: mitochondrial citrate transmembrane transport. Bases 1 to 825 code for a protein of 274 amino acids. NCBI's taxonomy places the organism in Eukaryota, Fungi, Ascomycota, Sordariomycetes, Hypocreales, Hypocreaceae. The record is from RefSeq and is a predicted model, not a curated record. The transcript has 6 exons.
AUGGCGACGGUCGCCAAGGAGCCGGCAGCUGCUGACAAGAAGCAGCGGCCCAAUGCGCUGCGAUCAAUCAUUGCUGGCUCAACCGCCGGCGCGAUUGAAAUCGCCAUUACCUAUCCCGCCGAAUUCGCAAAGACAAGGUCGCAGCUCAACAGACGGCUAGCAGAGGGCAAGAAGCUGCCAUGGCCACCCUUUGGAGCGCAGUGGUAUGCGGGAUGCACCACGCUCAUCAUCGGCAACUCUGCCAAGGCGGGAAUCCGAUUUGUUGCGUUUGACCAGUUCAAGAGCAUGCUCGCCGACGAGAACGGGAAGCUCUCUGGCCCGCGAACUGUCUUGGCCGGCUUCGGUGCCGGAGUCACAGAGUCGCUGCUCGCCGUCACUCCUACCGAGAGUAUCAAGACGACUCUCAUCGACGACCGCAAAUCCGCCAAGCCUCGCAUGCGCGGUUUCCUCCAUGCCGUCCCCAUCAUCGCCCGUGAACGUGGUAUCCGUGGUUUCUUCCAGGGCUUCGUCCCUACGACAGCUCGACAGGCAGCAAACAGUGCCACCCGCUUCGGUGCCUACAACUUCUUCAAGCAGAUCGCCGAGUCAUAUACUGCGCCAGGAGAGAAGCUGGGCACCGUAGGUACCUUUGCCAUGGGUGGUCUUGCAGGUCUAGUGACGGUGUGUGCUGCCAUGAUCUUUAAGCAGGAGGGCAUUCUUACGUUUUGGAGCGGAGCGCUUCCCCGGCUGGCCAGAUUGGUGCUCAGCGGAGGCAUUGUGUUCACCAUGUAUGAGAAGAGUAUGGAUCUGAUGAACAAGCUGGACCCCGAGAUGAAGUACAUCUAA